AUGGAAAAAGGCAUUGCUGCCUUAAAUAAGUCUCUGGACGAGUUGGAAAAUGCAACAAACAUUACUAACGCUACAGCAGCACUUAGCAAAGUUUUGGAAACCGUUUGCGGCGUUAAACGAAAGGCCGAAUAUGUAUGUAUUGAAGAAAGAAAGCUGUUAAAAUCAUGUAAACGCAGAAUCGGACAUCUCAGUCAGCUAUGUUUGCUGGAUGCUGGGGUUCUUACUCCAGUUUCAGAUGAGCGACAUUCCAACGUCAUAAAUAACCAAAAGUCUGAAGAAUCAAUGUCGAAAGUUAAUAGCAAUGAAUCAGAUAUUACACCUAAACGCUGUUCUCCCCAUUCUGUCGAUAAACGCGCACUUUGUCUUGCCAGAUUUCAAAGACACUUGACAGAUUAUCUUUUUACCAGUGGUCAACCUUUGUCAGCUUUGAAAUUCGCUCAGGAGAAGGCUGAACUUGGUGAUCUAUGUAUGAUGGAAGUUUUUGAUGAAGCUGUGUCUAUUGAAAAGGCGCUUUUAGAAGGAGAUACAGGUCCAGCAUUUGCCUGGUUGCAAGAAGCUAACUUCAAGUUGAAGAAGAAUGAUUCUUAUUAUGAGUUUGAUCUUCGUGUAUUCGAAUUCUAUCUACUUGUCAAGCAAGGGAAACGAAUUGAAGCUAUUCAACAUGCUAGAAAAUACAUGAAUUCAGCGAAACAAGCUGAUGAUUAUCGCGCUACAAAACUUGGUCAGGCAAUGAUUUUAUUGGCAAUGCGUACUCCCGAAGAACUUCAGAAUAAGGCAGAUCAAAAUAAGCUAACAGAGAAGUGGAUAGUGAAAAGAACUCAUGAAGUGCUCAUGGAAUUUUAUGCCUACAAUAUUUAUACCCCGUUUCAGUUGGCUGUUAAUGCUGGGAUUACAGCAAUCAAAACUCAUUAUUGUUACAAUCCGAAUACUCAGCAUCGAGACUGUGCUGUUUGUCAUCCGUUAAUCAACUUAUUGGCUGUAAAUUUACCAUUUGCUCGUCAUGAUCAUUCUAUAUUGACGUGUUACAAAACUGGUCUUCCUAUGAAUGACGAAAAUCCUCCAAUGUCAUUACCAAAUGGUUAUGUUUACAGCCAAAAAGGUAUCGCUGAGCUAACACGCUCAGAUGGAACAAUAACUUGCCCACGUUCAGGGAAAACAUUCGAAGCCUCAGAAGUUCAGAGAGUCUACAUAGUCUGA
Messenger RNA from Schistosoma turkestanicum, 1197 nucleotides. The record is from the annotation of a GenBank genome assembly. Lineage: Eukaryota; Metazoa; Platyhelminthes; Trematoda; Strigeidida; Schistosomatidae.